Plectropomus leopardus (leopard coralgrouper) is the source of this 4546-nucleotide messenger RNA. RefSeq names its product switching B cell complex subunit SWAP70b (gene swap70b). Gene Ontology annotation, molecular function: calcium ion binding. Gene Ontology annotation, cellular component: cytoplasm; nucleus. Lineage: Eukaryota; Metazoa; Chordata; Actinopteri; Perciformes; Serranidae. The record is from RefSeq and is a predicted model, not a curated record.
GAGCAGGAGUUAUACGCUCACAAUCACACAGAGGAAGAGCAGAGUUUUAAUUUCAGCAGUAUGGCUCUGCGGGACGAACUGUUAAAGUCCAUCUGGCACGCGUUCACAGCUCUAGAUGUGGACAAAAGCGGAAAAGUCUCCAAAUCUCAGUUGAAGGUGCUGUCCCACAAUUUGUGUACAGUGAUGAAGAUCCCGCAUGACCCCGUAGCGCUUGAGGAGCACUUUAAAGACGACGACGAGGGUCCCGUCUCCAACCAGGGAUACAUGCCGUACCUGAACAAGUUCAUCCUAGAUAAGGUGACAGGCAACUUUGACCGGCAGGACUUCAACAAAAUGUGCUGGACGUUGAGCUCGAGGAAAAACCUCGAUCAAAGCCAACUGCUCAUCUCCAACGACGACGCCUUCAAAGUCUGGUGCAUCUUCAACUUCCUGUCUGAGGACAGAUACCCGCUCACCAUCGUCACUGAGGAGAUUGAGUACUUUCUGCGUAAACUGACUGAGGCGAUGGGGGGCAGUUGGGUGGAGGAGCGUUUUGAGGACUACAAGCUGCAGCUGAACUCGAAGCAGCAGAGUCUGAAUGCCUGGGAGCUCAUCCGCCUGGUGGGCUCGGGCCACUUCAGUAAGGGCAUGGACCGCCAGACGCUCUCCAUGGGCAUCAACGAGGUCUACCAGGAGCUCAUCAUGGAUGUGCUCAAACAGGGCUACAUGAUGAAGAAAGGUCACAAGAGGAAGAACUGGACGGAGCGCUGGUUCAUGCUGAAGCCAAACUCCAUCUCCUACUAUGUCGGCGAGGACCUGGCAGAAAAGAAAGGAGAUAUCUUACUGGAUGGAAACUGCAGUGUGGAGCCUCUACAAGAUAAAGAAGGAAAGAAGUGUCUCUUCCUCAUCAAGUCGUCACAUAAAAGCUUUGAAAUCAGUGCGUCGGACAAGAAGAAGAAGCAGGAGUGGAUCCAGGCCAUUCAGACCUGUGUCAGCUUGCUGCGUCAGGGUCGUCCAGCGCCGCACCGCGAGGCUCGACAGAAGCGGAGGGAGAUGCGACUGAAACAGCAGGCCGAGCAGGAAGAGCUGGAGCUGAGGAUGAGUGAGCUGCAGACGGCUAAUGAGGCUAAACAGCUUGAACUGGAGAACAUGAGGAAGGCUCUGGAGGAGGCAGCAGCUAAUGCAGCAGAAGAAGAACGAAGGCGACUUCAGACCCAGACUGAACUCCAGGACCGCUAUAGGACGGACCUAGAGAGAGAGAAAAUGGUACGGCAGCAGAUGGAGGAGCAGGUGGCCCAGAAGUCCACUGAGCUGGAGCAGUACCUGCAGCGUGUUCGGGAGCUGGAAGACAUGUACCGUCAACUGGAAGAUGCUCUGGAGGACGAGAGGCGGGCCAGACAGGACGAGGAGGCCGUCAGGAGGCUGCAGGCACGGUUACUGGAGGAGGAGGCUGCGAAGAGGGCAGAGUUGGAGGAGUUCCACCUGCAGCAGCAGCGCGCCAUCUCAGAGACGGAGGCUGAGAAAAAGGAGCUGGAGAAGGAACGUCUGGCCAAGGAGAGUGCCCUGCAGUCAGCAAUGAAACAGUUGGAGCAGCUGGAGCAGGAGAGGCAGGGGGCACUGGAGCAGUACCAGACGGUGAUAAAGAAGCUGGAGGACGCAACCAACAACACCAAGUCCUGGAAGCACAAGGUGGCUGAACAUGAGGGCAUGUUACGGCUCAUUCAACCAGGCUCCAAGGGACAGCAGAUGAUCACCAACUGGGGUCCAGCCGCCUUUUCUGAUGCAGAGCUCAGUCUGAGGCAGAAGAAAUGGCAAGAGAUGAAGAACCAGACGACCCAGGCCCAGUAAAUACGUAAGACCUAAACCUUAAUAAACAUGUCUUCAACUCAGAGGAGACAGCGAGAAAGGACUGCUGGGACAUAAUAUCUUUGAUGCAACAUAUCUAAGUAGUGACUGGUAAGAGUUUGGUCUGGUAACUGGAUUUUCAGUGUCCAAAAAAGGGCAUUUUAUGAUUAGGGACUACCAUAGAUUAAAAGGAGCAAAAGAGAAGUCUAAUUAUCAUUAAAGAGAAUUAAGUUCAUUAAUUCUAACAGGGAUGCAACAAAAAUACUGAGUAAAGACAUGAUAAUAGUAGGAAAAAUGAUGGAAUAAUAGCUUUGUUGUCAGAUGUAAUGAUUAACCUGUCAGUUAACUGGUCUUGUAAAACUGAGCAGCUAAAACAUAGAAUGGUAUGGUGUGUUUAAAGUCCAAUUAGGGAGUUUUAUUUCAAAAAUGGUGUGCAGGAUGAAAAAUGUAUUAUGGAAGUAAAAGAGCACAGCAAAAUUAGGUCAUUGGGGCGGCCUCUAGCUCACCUGCUAGAGUGUGCGCCCGUAUGGUGAGGCAUUUGCAGCGGCCCGGGUUCGAUUCUGGUAUGUGGCCCUUUCCUGCAAGUCAUUCCCUCUCUCUCUCCCACAUUUCUACAGCUGCCCUGUCAAUAAAGGGUAAAAUCCCCCCCCAAAAAAAAAUUUAGUCAUUGACACACCACACAUAAAGUAUAAAUCAGUCAUUUGUGCUUCUGAGCAGGCCGUCUAAAAAUGUUUCCAUAAUAUAAGAUUGAUCCCACAUUUACCCAGUGCUUAUGAAACACCAGUCUUAGCAUAACUACGUGCUGAAACUGGAUGCAUUUAUAAACACAAAUUUAUCUACAUCUGUGCUCCUGUAGGACCAGCAGUCACGCAUUAUUGAAACUAUCGGUCUCUUUUAAACGACUGUGAUGGUACUUCACCUUCUAUUAACAGCAGACACUGUCAAUUAUGUAAGAGCUGACCAAAGCUAAAAUUACGGCUCAGAGCGUACUCUGGGCACAGACAAAGCAGCAGAACAUCAGGCGGAGGUAAUGAAAAACUUACUCAUAGCUCUGGGUCUAAAAGUUUUCUUGCAUUCGCCUAUGCAGCAGCUGCCUCUCUCGCCCGCGAUCCAUCCUGCUACUCAAACUGCCAUGGAAGAAAAAAAAAAAAAAAAGAACUCUGAGUUCAGCCUGCGAUGCAUUUAUGGAUCUGCAAAAAUGUCACAAUUUUGAGAGGGCACUGAGAAUGAUACAUUGAAAAAAAAUGUAAAAAGAGACACACGAGAUUUACCAAAAAAAAAACCAAAACAAUCGAUUAACCCCUGAGAACACUUUUGAUCGGUUACGCCUGUUGGUCUUUGGGCUCAUUUUGCUACUCUUUCCUUUACUGCACUACAUACCAACCAGGUGGUGGGAACUAUUUACCUAGUGGCAUCACUCAUUUGGCAUUUACUGGUAAUAACACCUUGCUGACCCAACUGCUUUGCUAUGGAAACAUUAUGUCUCGGUGAGUAAGCGGAUAAACAUUGAUCUGAAAAACCCCCUUUAGCAUUGUUGUUUGUUAUGUUAACAUUGUUGGCAGUGUCAGCACAGCUCCUGGUGCUAACAUAGUUAACAAUGCUUAAGGGGGUGCAGCUCAAAAUGAGGCAGCUUAUUCACCAUGGCUACCUGAAGGGGAGACAAGAGAGUGGCUCCCAUAUUUCUGCAUUAACACUGUAAUGUAAUCUCCAAUUGAGCGGCACCACUAGCUAGCUCUCACCCCACCCAAGUGGUGUGCAGCGCAGAGCGGCCAAGGCUAAUCUCGGCCAGCCAGUGGAGACCGGAGGAUUGUCAGUGUGCACUAUGCAGCUGGUCAGCUGUCUGUCAGCGAAGCCCAUAGAAAAUAAAAUCAAAGGCAAAACAUUUACAAAAAAUAAAAUAAAAUAAAAUAAAGUUUCACCACCUCUGAAUGGAUAACACUUUGAAAUGUGGAGCUAAAGCUCAUUGAAUAAAAAGGCCUCUUCUAUUCCACUUUGCCCUAAUUUAUGUCUAUAAAAUGCACUACUUUUAACCAGAGUCUGACGUGUCCAACGUAAAUCACUUGAGAAUGUUUUAGGGUCACUUGUUGCGAAGUUAAGCGAUGCUGAACUGCAUCAGUGAAGUCGUGAUAUAGAUAAAAAGGCAUGACCUACUGAAACUGCUACAAACCCUGCUCUGUUUCUUGUGUCCAUUUUCCUCUCAAGUCUUUGGGACCAUUUUUACAUGGAAAUAAGGGAUUUUUGUACAUAUUUUAAGAAUUGUUUCUGUUUUUGUUCUCCUACUAAAGUUAUGCUGCAUUAGGGCAGCAUCAGUAGCAGCUGAGGAUGACGUAUUUAAUGUAAAGUCAAUAAUGUUUAACAAAGUUGUCUUCUUAAAGAACAGCCUGAAUUUAAAUACCAUGUACAAUUCACUAAAACAUUUUCUCAUUAUCAUCAAAGUGCUUUUUCCUCCAGUUUGUCUGACCUAGAUUUAUAUCUGUCUAAUGUACUGCCUUUAAACAUUUCCUGCUUGUAAACACUGUCAGAAAUAGGGCAUUGAGCCAAAGUCUCAGUCUGAUCAAGAAUGCUAACUGCACAACAGUUUUACUGUGUUGUUGUCGUACUGUAACCAUCAGUGCCUUUGAUACUCUCAUGCGUGAACACUGUGCUUUCUAUUUUAUGUUUUUAUAUAUAUAUGUGUAAAAAGCAGAAGACUGAACUAUUGAAUAAAACAAAUCUUAAAUAA